Neltuma alba is the source of this 1227-nucleotide messenger RNA. Its product is annotated as pentatricopeptide repeat-containing protein At1g61870, mitochondrial-like. Gene Ontology annotation, molecular function: protein binding. The record is from RefSeq and is a predicted model, not a curated record. The transcript has a single exon. NCBI's taxonomy places the organism in Eukaryota, Viridiplantae, Streptophyta, Magnoliopsida, Fabales, Fabaceae. The coding region runs from base 1 to 1227 and encodes 408 amino acids.
AUGUUUUUGGCUUCUCGAUUUCGCCAAGCGUAUCGCUAUCGCUUUUACUGCACAAUCGCAUCAACUGCGAAUUCAUCUGAGGCUGGCACUGGCCAGAGUACAUGGCCUGGUCCCUUUUCUCCUUCCUCGAGGGUGGAAUCCAGGCCGGUUCUCGCCCGUCUCAAGGCCGAGGAGAAUCCAGAGCGGAUACUCGAGAUUUGCCGCUCCGCUUCGCUCAACCCUGAGGCUUCUAUUGAUCGCAUUUGUUUCUCCAUUACCGUUUCCAAGCUCACGGCAGCCAAACAGUUCGAGAGUAUUCGUCAAUUGCUUGAGGAAUUGAAGACCCGGCCGGACUUUAAUGAGAACGACGGUUUCGCGUGCCACGUUAUAAUAUGGUAUGGUCAAGCCAACAUGCUUGAAGAUGCCAUUCUCACUUUCAAGCAACUUGAUCAGUUGGGUAUUACUCGUUCCGUUAAAUCGUUGUAUGCUUUGCUUGUUGCUUGUCAAAUGGCUAAGAAUUACGAGGAGUUGUGUCGAAUUUUCUGUGAAUUCCCAAAAACAUAUGGAAUAGAACCCAACCUUGAAACGUAUAAUAUGGGAAUCAAGGCGUUUUGCAUUGCGGGUAAGUCUAGUUCUGCAUAUUCGAUACUAACUGAGAUGGAUAGAAAAGGCGUAAAGCCUGAUGAGGCUACUUUUGGGAAUUUGCUUGCUGGAUUUUACAAUGAAGAAAAAUUGGAAGAUGUAGGGAAGGUGUUGCAACUGAUGGUUCAGUAUGGCAUUAAACCAGGUCUUACCACCUACAACAUUAGGAUUCAGAGCUUAUGUAAAAUGAAGAAGUCAUCGGAAGCGAAGGCGUUGCUCGGUGGCAUGAUGUCCAGGGGUGUGCAGCCAAAUACAGCUACUUACUGCCAUUUGAUUCAUGGGUUCUGUAAAGAAGGGAGGUUUAAUAAAGCAAUAAAAUUGUUCGGUGACAUGCGAACAAAAGGCAUGAAACCCACUGCUACCUGUCACUUUACUCUGAUUAGCUUCCUGUGCGAAGGUGAGCAUUUUGUGAAAGCGUUUUGGGCUACCAAGAGAUGUAUUAAGCAUGGUUGGAUUCCACCUUACUCAGUAAUGACAAGACUUGCGAAUGGUUUAAUAAGCAUUUCCAAGUUUGAUGAUGCUAAGUUUCUUAUCAAGCAUAUCAAGCAGAAGUUCAAGAUAAACAAUGCACAAUGGGAUGAAAUUGAAGCUAAGUUGCCUUCGUAG